Alternaria conjuncta is the source of this 489-nucleotide messenger RNA. RefSeq lists its product as uncharacterized. The transcript has a single exon. The record is from RefSeq and is a predicted model, not a curated record. NCBI's taxonomy places the organism in Eukaryota, Fungi, Ascomycota, Dothideomycetes, Pleosporales, Pleosporaceae. The coding region runs from base 1 to 489 and encodes 162 amino acids.
AUGUCAGGCAUCUUCAGCAAGCUCAUGGCCUACUUCUCCCCAGCACCAGAGAAGCCAACAUUCCGCAUCACCGCACUCGUCGCGCCCGCAACGUCACAACAAUACUUCUCCGACUCCAGCUUCUCACACGCCGAUCUGAUUGGCAUCAACGAAACCAUCACGUUCGAUGUCGACUGCGAUGCAAUCCCCAAAAGCAUCCGCUGCAGCUGCCUAGCCUCGGGACGCGAAUGCAAAGCAGAGUACCUGAAGGAGCACUACGUUAUUGAGUGGGCAGCGGGCAGCAUCAUGGAGAACGAAGAGGUGGAAAUUGGAGGAGAAACUGUACGCAGGGAGAAGAAGGGGCGGCCUAAGAUUUGGGAGGGUUGGUGCAAGGAUGGUGGCAUGGUUUAUUUGAGUCCUACGGAAAGGCUGAGCUGUAUUGAGGGCUAUGAUGAGCAUGUGAGGGAAGAAAGGGAGAGUGAUCGGUUGAAGAAGGCGAACUCGUUUUAG